CGAGCUAUAAAGCAAUCUGCCUUGCUUUGUGUUGCGAUCAAUUCUCUUUCUUCGCCUGCCGAUCUUCUAAUCCUUGAUUCGAAGCGAGGGGAGCAACCUCGAUCGAUCGAUCGAUCGACUCUUCUCUUCAUGUUUUGCUCUCGGCGAUCCGAGAUCGAGGAGGAAUCGCUGGAGAUUUGCAGCUCGCCAUGGCGGAAAACCCUAGGAGAUUUGCCGUAGGCUACGCGCUCGCUCCUAAGAAGCAGCAGAGCUUCAUCCAGCCGUCGCUCGUCGAACUUGCGCGGCAAAAGGGCAUCGAUCUCGUCCCCAUCGAUGAGAGCCGGCCCCUCGCCGACCAGGGCCCCUUCGAUUGCGUGCUCCAUAAGCUUUAUGGCGAUGACUGGAAUACGCAGCUCGAGGAUUUCGUCUCGAAAAACCCUGGCGUCCCCGUCGUCGAUCCUCCCCUCGCGAUUGAGCGCCUCCACAAUCGCAUCUCCAUGCUGCAGGUCGUGUCUGAGCUCGAGAUCCGGCAGGAGAAGGAAACCUUCGGGAUUCCUAGCCAGGUCGUGAUCUAUGAUUCUGCCGCCCUCUCCAACUCUGGCGUUGUCGGAGCUCUUCGUUUCCCCGUCAUCGCCAAGCCUCUGGUGGCCGAUGGCAGCGCCAAGUCCCACAAGAUGGCCCUUGUUUUCCACCGUGACGGCCUAUUAAAGCUUAAACCGCCGCUCGUGCUGCAGGAGUUUGUAAACCACGGAGGGGUCAUAUUCAAGGUGUACGUGGUGGGGGACUACGUGCAGUGCGUGAGAAGGAAGUCCCUCCCGGAUGUCUCCGAAGAGAAGCUGGAGUGUUCUGAGGGGUCCGUCACCUUCUCUCAGGUGUCCAAUUUGAUUGCACAAGACCCGACGGAGGUAGAGUACUACAGGCAUCUGGACGAUGCAGAGAUGCCUCCGUUAAGCUUUAUCACCGAGAUAGCUAGAGGUUUGAGGCGGGCUAUGGGAUUACAUCUUUUCAAUUUUGAUGUGAUCAGGGAUGCGAAGGUGGGAAACCGCUACCUUGUGAUCGACAUCAACUACUUUCCUGGAUAUGCCAAAAUGCCCCAUUAUGAGAAAGCUCUGUCUGACUUCUUCUGGGACAUUGUUCAUGAGAAGAAUGGGGAAGACUCUGGAAACGGAGCCGUCGACGAAGAAACUAAGCUUUUGGUCAGCAAUCAUCACAAGAUAGCAGAUGAUGUGGCCGUGGAGAAUAAUGUGACCUGAGGUUCAUGGAUCUUUCUUCUCAUAAAUCUAAUUUUACUUCCAACAACUUCAAAGGUACAAUUUGCACUUCAUUUCAAACUAAGAUGUUACUCCUCUUUGCAUGCCGUCAUAUUUAGGAAAAGUUAAUUCGGUUCUUGCAUUAACUUUGUACAUCCUACUGCGGGCAUAAGCGAUCACUUUGUCGGGAUAUUUAAGGGAGUCAGCUUGGUCUUCAUUCUAAAGGGAUUUUGGUCACAUGGCUAGACAUUAUUGCUGUUUUACUCACUUGGAAUCAAUGCUGUGUGAAUCAUGGAAAACAACUUAGUAACUAGCCACUUGACUUAGUUGAUUAUACUAUCAUAUGGACGUUAUAGCCAUCUAAUGGCAUUAUGAUUCCCCUGGAUAUUAGGUCUAAUUAUUAUUCACCAAUAGAUGUUACUUCUACUCUUCUAGUGAUUCAAUGUUAGUUCUUCGAAAGAAAGCUAACCUCCAUGUGCGUGAGGAGCUAUUCUGCUAAAGAUUAUACAAUUUGUUUGCUAAUCUAGUAACAUUUUGCUCCAGGAUUCUUCAUCUCAAUACUGGCAGCAUUUCUUCAACAUGCUUCAUGAUUCUGAGUAAACACUGCUGUUUGGUCUGACGACUCUUACCCUUGCUUGUUUUUUUUUUUAAUCUUCAGUAGAGGGAACACUAGCAAAAAAACGUAUUUAGAACUAUGAUGAGGUGAUGAUGGGAUGGCAAAAAAAAAUUUGCUGGAGAUGAGAUGUUUAUUUUUAUCUGUAAAAUCUAGUCUUUGUUGAUCACACUUUACAGAGCAUGAUUGUAAUUGCCUAAGGCAUUCAGAUUUGAAAAAUCAUUAGGGUGCCUUAGGUUGUAGGUUGGAGGUUAUCCUUGAGAUUAUCCAUUCAAGAUUAUCAACGAAAAUUUUGUUUGAUUUAGGUAA
This is a messenger RNA of Zingiber officinale, 2151 nucleotides long. RefSeq names its product inositol-tetrakisphosphate 1-kinase 1-like. The coding region runs from base 189 to 1232 and encodes 347 amino acids. Lineage: Eukaryota; Viridiplantae; Streptophyta; Magnoliopsida; Zingiberales; Zingiberaceae. Gene Ontology annotation, cellular component: cytoplasm. Gene Ontology annotation, biological process: inositol trisphosphate metabolic process. The transcript has 2 exons. The record is from RefSeq and is a predicted model, not a curated record. Gene Ontology annotation, molecular function: ATP binding; inositol-1,3,4-trisphosphate 5-kinase activity; inositol-3,4,5,6-tetrakisphosphate 1-kinase activity.